AUGCCUAUUAUCUUAUCAAGGAAUGUCACAAUAAGGUGUAAUUCAACACUUUAUAAUUUAGUUAAAUCAAAGACAACUUCAUCACUGCUUUAUAACAAUUCACAAAUAUGUUUUUCCGGCUAUCAAGUUAAAAGACAUAUUUUUGGUUUAGGCAAUAUCACCGCUACAGCUUCAAUACCUGAACAAAAAUAUAUUUUGAAUAAAACGGUUAUCGCACCAGUAAAUAUAAUGUAUGACGUCGUAUCAGAAGUUUCUAAAUAUCAAGAAUUUAUUCCAUAUUGUGUCGAAUCAUUUGUUAACAAACGAGAUCCUAAAACCAACAAACCAAUUGAAGCAGGUUUGCGUGUUGGUUUUAGGCAAUAUGAUGAAAAAUUUGUUUGCAAGGUAAUUUGCAAUUGCAAUAUUAAUAGUAAUGAUAAAACUGUGAUCGACAAUAACAUAAAAAAUGAUGAGGUGAAAACCGUUGUUGCUGAAUCUUUAACACAUGGCUUAUUUGAUGUUUUAUAUACAAAAUGGACAAUUAAGCCACAUCCUACCCGUACUAAUGCCUCCGAAGUUGAAUUAUUACUGAAAUUUAAGUUUCAUUCAAGAUUGUAUAAUAGUGUUUCUUCUAUAUUUGCAAAAAGUGUUACGGAAUUGGUUAUGAAUUCCUUUAGUAAACGUGCUGGAUUUGUACAAAAACAACAACAUUUAAGAUCAAAAAAGUUGUAA
Messenger RNA from Saccharomycodes ludwigii, 711 nucleotides. It is a transcript of the gene COQ10, whose product is annotated as ubiquinone-binding protein COQ10. Gene Ontology annotation, molecular function: ubiquinone binding. The transcript has a single exon. The record is from RefSeq and is a predicted model, not a curated record. Gene Ontology annotation, biological process: ubiquinone biosynthetic process; cellular respiration. Lineage: Eukaryota; Fungi; Ascomycota; Saccharomycetes; Saccharomycodales; Saccharomycodaceae. The coding region runs from base 1 to 711 and encodes 236 amino acids. Gene Ontology annotation, cellular component: mitochondrion.